AUGCAUAGCAGUCUGGUCCAUCUGAACUCCUUGAUAUUCAGCAGCAACCUUUCUGAGGUUCCGGAGGCAGCUGAUAGGUGUCUCUAUGACAUCUUAGGCCAGUACGACCACUCCCAGAUGACUAUUUUCACGGGGCUGAUGGAAAUUCUGUUAGACACAGAGAUGUCUUCUCUAGCAUCGAAGAUGUUGAAGAUUGUGGAUCUUAUAAAGUUCCCUGCCAAGAAGGCCAUGGUAUGA
Messenger RNA from Encephalitozoon intestinalis ATCC 50506, 237 nucleotides. RefSeq lists its product as uncharacterized. The transcript has a single exon. NCBI's taxonomy places the organism in Eukaryota, Fungi, Microsporidia, Unikaryonidae. The record is from RefSeq and is a predicted model, not a curated record. The coding region runs from base 1 to 237 and encodes 78 amino acids.